Molecule: messenger RNA, 1841 nt
Organism: Tribolium castaneum (red flour beetle)
Lineage: Eukaryota; Metazoa; Arthropoda; Insecta; Coleoptera; Tenebrionidae
Exons: 4
Coding region: 146-1732 (528 amino acids)
Cellular component (GO): extracellular matrix
Source: RefSeq, a predicted model, not a curated record
CUCCCAUCAGGAUGCCGGCCGGAUCGAGCCUCCGGUCCAGUGAAAGGUCCCAAACUCGGCCCGGGCCGUGGGGGCCACACCUCCACUCCAACUAUAUAAACUUGUGCACCACCCAAGCUCAGCCAGAAACCUAGAACGAUCAAACAUGGCAUUCAAAUUGUUCGUCUUCGCCGCUUUCGUCGCUGUAGCCCGUGCCGGCGCCCCCUUGGGCUACGCCGCUGCCCCAGCCUUCGGCUACGCAGCUGCCGCCCCCGCUUACGGCUACGCCACCCCUGCCGUCCAUGCCGCCCCUGCCAUUUCCUACGCCGCUCCCGCUAUCGCCAAAGUAGCCGCUCCCGCCAUCUCCUACGCCGCUCCCAUCGCCAAAGCCGUAGCCCCAGUCGCUUACGCCGCCCCCGUAGCCAAAGCUGUCGUAGCUGAACCCUACGCCCCAGCCCACUACGACUUCGGAUACGCCGUCAGCGACCCCCACACCGGCGACAGCAAGAGCCAGCAAGAAUCCCGCCGUGGAGAUGUUGUCCAAGGCUCUUACUCCUUGGUCGACCCUGAUGGUACCAAACGUACCGUCGAAUACACCGCUGAUCCCCACAACGGUUUCAACGCUGUUGUCCACAGAGAAGGUCUCGCCGUUAAAGCUGUAGCCCCCGUCGCUAAAGUCGCCGCCCCCAUCGCCUAUGCUGCCCCCGCUGUAGCUAAGGUCGCCGCUCCCGUAGCCUAUGCCGCCCCUGUGGCCCACACCUACGCCGCUCCCGUGGCUCACGCCUACGCCGCCCCCGUGGCUCACGCUUAUGCCGCCCCAGCUGUAGCCAAAUACGCCGCCCCAGCUGUAGCUUACGCUGCCCCAGCUGUAGCUAAAUACGCCGCCGCCCCCGCCAUCUCUUACGCCGCUCACGCUCCAGCUUACUACCACUUCUUUUUGAUGACAACGCACUUCGAAGACAACAACCACUACAACAAGAUGGCUUUAAAAGUUAUUGUUUUCUCAACACUUCUGGCAAUUGCCCGUGCUGGUGCUCCAGCUCUCUCGUACGCCGCUGCUCCUGCCAUCUCUUACGCCGCCCCCGCUGUAGCUCCCGUCGCAUACGCCGCCCCCGCUGUAGCUCCCGUCGCAUACGCCGCCCCCGUUGCCAAAGCCGUCAUCGCUGAACCGUACGCCCCAGCUCACUACGACUUCGGUUACGGCGUUAACGACCCUCACACUGGCGACAGCAAAACCCAUCAAGAAUCUCGUCGUGGAGACGUCGUCCAGGGAGCUUACUCGCUAGUUGAUCCUGAUGGAACAAGACGUGUUGUACAAUACACCGCUGACCCACAUAAUGGUUUCAACGCUGUUGUGCACAAGGAGCCCUUGGCUGUUAAAGCUGUAGCUCCUGCUGUGGCCCCCGUGGCUUAUGCUGCUCCUGUGGCUAGAGUCGCUGCUCCAGCCGUCGCCGCCUAUGCCGCCCCUGCAAUUCACAGCUAUGCUGCUCCUGCUGUAGCACCGGCGGUUGCCACCUACGCGGCCCCAGCGAUUCAUAGCUAUGCUGCUUCAGCUGCAUAUGCAGCUCCUGCAGUACACAGCUAUGCUGCUCCUGCUGUUGCUGCUUAUUCCGCACCUGCAGUUCAUAGCUAUGCGGCUCCUGCUGUAGCUGCAUACGCUGCUCCUGCAGUACAUAGCUACGCUGCGCCUGCAGUAGCUGCUUAUGCAGCUCCAGCCGUGCAUGGCUAUGCUGCUCCAGCUCUUCUUCACUAACUUUGUGAAAAAUCUAUUGUGAUUUUGUAGUCAAUUAACAAACUGUCUCUAUUUUUAGAGAUAAUGCUCAUUUAAUACUUUAUAUUUAAUAAAUAUAUUUUAAAAAAUA